AUGUCACAACUUGCUCCAAUCACUUUGGCCAUCUUGCUUCCCAUCAUCUUCAGUGCCACCGUACCUCCACAGCUUCGAAGCGACGAAGACAAAGAUGUAAGUGUAAAAUUUGAAACGAGAAAAGUUUUAAAAGUGUGUAUUACAGUAUUUUCUCACAGUAUCUUUCUUAUUUAAAAUAUACUUUUUAAUUUUUGCUUUUAAAAAAUCAAUAGUUGAGUUUCGUCAUCAAAAUCAAUAGUUGAGUUUUGUCAAAAAGGUAUAUUUUGUGAGAUUUCGUCAAUUAUUGAUUUUUUUUAAUUUUUAAAAUUAUGUUUUUAAAUCGAUAUUGAUAUUGCAAAAGAUUUGUUAGAAAAAAAUCAAUAAUAGUGAAACGUAACGUUUUUAGGACGGUAAUGUUUGGUGUCCAGCUCCAGUGGUAGGCCAAAAGUGUCCCAGUGGCUCUAUCUUCCAUUACUACUACUGUUGUGGUACAGCCAGCAAGGAUUGUUGCUCUGGAUUGGAGGUAUGGUUACCUAAACUUUAAAAUUUAAAAAAAAAUUAAUUUUAAAAAAAAAUUUCAAAUUUUUUAAAAAAAUUUCAAAUUUUUUAAAAAAAUUUCAAAAUUAAAAAAAAACUAAAUUUCAAAAUUUCAGACCUGGUUCGUCGUGGUCCUCGUGUUCCUCGGACUGUUGGUCCUGUCAGCCAUCGUUGUUGGUCUUAUGCGUUUCAUCAAGGGAAGACGUUGA
This is a messenger RNA of Bursaphelenchus okinawaensis, 725 nucleotides long. NCBI's taxonomy places the organism in Eukaryota, Metazoa, Nematoda, Chromadorea, Rhabditida, Aphelenchoididae. The record is from the annotation of a GenBank genome assembly.